AUGGAUGUCUUCUAUGCAACAAACAAUCCAUACCUGGUGAACGGACCGAGAGGGUUCACUGAGUUCAGGUUUAUGGAGGAGACCACCGAUCUUUUUGUGAGGCUUGAUUUUCCGGGAGUCACCAAAGAGAGUGUCAACAUCCUCCUCGAGCCAUCGAUGAAGGCCGUUUUCGUGCUCGGAGACGCACCGAAAGAACACAUACACGAUUCUUCUCACCGGAAAUACGGAACCGCCACCGGACUUGUCUGCGACUGCUGUGAGAUAAGCAACAUUCAGUGUUUUGUCGGAGAUGGUGUUGUCAGGCUCAUUCUUUCCAAGAGGAAGAUCAACUUCCAUGUCCCUUUCUCGUGUCCCUUUGAAAUGCCUACUGCUGCCUCCCCUUUCCUUGCUCACGUAAUUCGUGGGUAUCAUCCGGAAGCUCAUCUUCGUGGACAUAGCCCAGAAGGUUGCCGUGGCACUGACCCACUCGAUCCGGCGUUCACGGGUCGGGUCACAAUACCACACCCGUCAGUGUUGGAGGGACCCACGAGUGCGUACGAGUCAAAGCAGCUCCCAAACGGCGGUCUCUUUCUGCGUAUUGACAUGCCGGGAGUUCCCAAAGACAACUUCAGUGUGGCGGUGGACAGCGACGGUGGCGUCACUGUCAUCGGACGAGCACCUCCGGCCAUGUGCGACUCGAGUGGGCGUGAGUACAUAGGCAAGGUCGCCGUCGUCCCUCGAGACUUUGACAACAGUCGGAUCAAAGUAAUCGCUAAACAUGGUGUCAUCCGCCUCAUUAUCCUCUAA
Thlaspi arvense is the source of this 786-nucleotide messenger RNA. NCBI's taxonomy places the organism in Eukaryota, Viridiplantae, Streptophyta, Magnoliopsida, Brassicales, Brassicaceae. The record is from the annotation of a GenBank genome assembly.